CACACACAAAGCCUGGAGCAGCGGCAUGCAUCUGUAACCCAAGUGCUGGGGAGGUAGGGAUAGGAAUCUCCCUGGGCCUGACUAGCCAGUCUAGCCAUAUUGGCAAGCUCCAGGUUUAGUGAGAAAAAAAAAAAGGUGCUUGUGAUUGAGGGAGACAGCUAAUGUCAACCUGUGGCUUCCAUACGUACACACAGUUACACACAUGUCAGUACAUGUCACAUACAAAUACACCACACACAAGGAAUUCUGCAUGCUGCAGCAUGGACAUGAACCAGUGCAUAGAACUUGUGGUUCUCACCAGCCAACAUACAGAACAGGCUUCAACAGGUCAUGGGCUUGGGGAAGAGGGUGUGCUAGAAGAAACUUAUAGUCAGCAUCUAGAUUCAGACCAGAUUUAGGAACCAGCGUUAAUAUGUGUACAAAAUGAGAGCUGGCGAUGUGGCAGAGUAUAGACUUGAAACAACCAGAAGUCUGAAGGACAGAAUGAUGUCUGCCCUGCAUCUUUGAUUCUUUGAGUUCUUUGGAGGUGAGGGGUUAGGAUCAGAGGCAGAGAGUUGUUUAAAAAGGAGACGAGUGUCACUAGGGCAUCGGCGGGCCGAGGUAGGCCAGGGAAAGCUCUCACUUUCAUGUAGAGCCUUGCACCACCACACUCUCUUGAAGAGGGGUCACUUUUAGUGUCCAGGGCAGUGGCUUCUGGCAUUAUAAUGGGCUCUGUCGGCAGUGUGUAAGUAGCAGAGUGUCCUUAUAUGAACAGAAGACAUCGAAAAGAGGGAUCGAGAGGACGGCUGGACGGCUCAGUGAGUAAAGGCACUUUGGACAAGCCUGGUGACCCAAGUUAGAUUCCCAGAACACGUGUGAAGGUUAAGGAAAGAAUGAACUCUCCUCUGAUCUCUACAAAACACCCAUCAUACACACGUACAGACACAGCCUCACACUAGUAAAAAUUUUAAAUCAAUUAAAAAAAAAAAAAAAAGGAAGCAGAGUAAGAAAGAGAGGAAAUGGAUGCUGUAGGAAGGCCCUGACUGACAGGUUUACAAGUGUAUAGGGACCCUUAGUUCUGGCAAAUGCAUGAACUGUGUAGGCUACUGGCGACUGAUACAUUCACAGUCUUGAGUGAUAAUCACAAACAAUUGAAAUUGGAGUUACACUUGUGAAAUUUAUUCUGAGAGAACCGUCUUUAUCUUCACAUUUCAGGAGCUGGCAUGAAGCCUGACACACAACUUCCAAGAAUGUGUGUGUAAAUUGUUUAAUAAAGUUGGAGAAGUAGGGAACACCCCCCCCCCCCAUCACACACACAUAGUGGUGAUUUCUUCCUGGUGUGAUAAGAAUGAAAAAAAAAAAGAGAGAGAGAGAGAAUGAGAAAGAGAAUCAGGAUCUGUACCAAGGAUUCUUCUGGCCGUGUGUGAGGAGGCGUUGAGACAAAUUCCAUGGCAGUUAGAAAGUAAACUGGCUGCCAAGAUGGGGAGGAAGGAACAAGCCAUGACCCUCUACAGUCCUGAGGUCUCCAAAGUAAAAGGGAACCGGAAAUACCAAAGGCCCACCCUUCCUACCGACAAACAAUUGAUGUCAGCCCGGAAGCGGCAGCAGUACGUGGAUCAGGCAUACACCUACACCCGGAUGUUCUGUGGCAGCCUCUCUGGCUUUAGCAUCCUGCUGCUCAUCAUCACGGCCCCACUGAGCUGGGUGCAGUUCCUGGUGACCAACAGUGGCCUUGAGCUCUACGCAGGACUCUGGACCUUAUGCCACCAUGAGCUGUGCUGGAGCCACACACCCAAGCCACCCUAUUACCUCGAAUAUUCCAGGGCCUUGUUCAUUAUCUCUGUCCUCUGCAUGCUUACUGGCCUUGGCUUGCUCUUCAGCUCUUGCCGCCCUGCAAAAGGAAUUGUGUCAGCUGAGUUGGAUCUGAAGGUGUCCAUCCUCAGCUUCUGCUCAGCUUUCUGCUUGUUCCUCUGCCUCAACCUGUUUCUGGCCCAGGUUGAAUGGUACACAAAGAGCGCCAUGGAGUCAGUGUUCCUGUGGGCCUAUUAUCUUAAUUGGUGCAGUGACGUCUUGCAUGUCUGUGCUGGGAUCGUCUCUUUUCUCAACUAUGUAACUUUCCGAUCUCAUCCUCCUGACCCAAGUGUCAGUGAGACCCCACGGCAGAAGUCCAGGCCAGGCUUCGGGCCAGUGCCAACAACAGCCCCCGCUGCCGCUGGAAAGUCAAGUCCUGAGAUGCAAUUUCUAAGUGGGAGAGGGGAGAGGCGACCAAGCAUGAGAGGGGAGAGGCGACCAAGCAGGAGAGGGGAGGGGCGACCAAGUACGAGAGGGGAGAGGCGACCAAGUACGAGAGGGGAGAGACAGCCAAGUACAAGACUGUGAUAGAAAGAGGGAAGGCCAAAUCCUGCUGUCUUACACAUAGAGGUGGGCUAAGUGAGAAAUGAUUGUGCAAAUUCCAUGAAACCUUCUGAUAUCAUGUCCAUAGGAACAUUAAAGCUAGCGAAAUGUC
Peromyscus leucopus (white-footed mouse) is the source of this 2485-nucleotide messenger RNA. It is a transcript of the gene Tmem202, whose product is annotated as transmembrane protein 202. The record is from RefSeq and is a predicted model, not a curated record. NCBI's taxonomy places the organism in Eukaryota, Metazoa, Chordata, Mammalia, Rodentia, Cricetidae. The coding region runs from base 1459 to 2358 and encodes 299 amino acids. Gene Ontology annotation, cellular component: plasma membrane. The transcript is spliced from 5 exons.